Molecule: messenger RNA, 480 nt
Organism: Emiliania huxleyi CCMP1516
Lineage: Eukaryota; Haptophyta; Isochrysidales; Noelaerhabdaceae
Exons: 3
Coding region: 1-480 (159 amino acids)
Source: RefSeq, a predicted model, not a curated record
AUGCCGAGUCUCGUCGACGUUGUCGACGUGGAGGAUGGAGACGAAUGGCAAAUCGUGCGAGGCUUCGCGGCGGCGCACGGCCAGCUCGGGACCCUUGACGCCCUCCUGGAGUACGCAAAGGGUGCGAUGCGGAAGCUGCUCCACUUCGAGGGACGGCCGGAACUUGCGAGACAGGCGAGGCAGCUAGUGCAGAUGGUGCUGCCGCACGUUGGCCUGGCGGACGAGCCGAUCGGCGUCGCAAGGGACGACGGCAGCGUGCCGAGCAGUGACGACUACCACGCCCAUUUGGCGCUGCUCUUGGCCGAGGAGGUGGUGCCGAACGCGGGCGCUUUUUAUAUGCGCUCCAUCGGCGCCGCCGACGCUGAGGAGGAGUUCGACGGCGCUUUCAGCGACUUUGAUGACGACUACGACGCGGGCGGCGGCGGCGGGCUGGCGCUGCCGCAGCCAAAGCGGCGGCUCGCAUCGUCCGGCCAGUCGUGA